AUGCCUCAGGAGAUCUACUUUGACUCCGACGAGUCGGAUUUCUCAGAGACGGACAUUUCCAUCCAUGCGGGCACAGGCUACAGCAGAGGAGGAGGAGGUGGCGGGCGCACCCAUGUUCGCCGGCGAUCCGUCUCACGCCAUCCUCGUCCAGAGUACCGCGAAACGCUCAUGGUCCCCGUGCAGCAAACCACCCGCAUCCACCGCUCGCAUUCCACGGGUGCUCGGCGGCACCGCGAGCGCAGUGAUCCCCCCGCUCCCCCCGCUCCCCCCGCUCCGCCUGCCGUCAUGAUCUUCAAUGAGCAGGCCCAGCGUGCCGAUACCAGCGCCAGCAACAAACCACGCCGAGUCCAGCAAAAAGUCUACGACCCCGACUGGGACGAGGAAGUGGUGUCGCCGCGGCGCGGUCGCCGGGCUGCUCCGGCCGUCUCCCGCGAUCCCUCCCCGAAGCAGGUGCAGCAGGUGCAUGUCGUGGAGCGGGAACGGGAGCGGGAGCGCGACCGCAGCCGUGACCCGGAGCUUCUACUGAACCAGAAGCUUCUGGAGCGAAGCGAUAUGCGACAGGAUCUGGAAAUCUGGAAGCAGCAGCAGGAGAUCGAGCGGUUGGAACGUGAGCUGGAACGACAUCGCGAGCGGGCCGAGCCGCGCGAUCCACGAGAGUCACGCCUGUUGCGCGAGGAGGAAGAGUGGUACGAAGAUGAGAUCAGCGACCGCAUGCGCCGACUGGAACGAUUCGAACGCAAGAACCGCGCCGAGGAAGAGCGCCGUAAUGCGGAGAAAGAAUGGCGCCUGAGGAAACUCGAAGAACAGGAGCGUGAAGAGGCCGACCAAAAGGUUUGGCGCCUCAGGAGACUCGAACAGGCGGAAAAGGAAGCCGCCGACCGUGAAGAGCUCAAACAAAAGAUCCACGAGGAGAAACUCAGGGAGAUUGUCCGGCAAAAGGAAGAAGAGGAAGAGCGCGACAGGCUGCGAAGGGAGUUCCUCGAAGAGGAACGUCGCAAAGCGGCCAAGGCAAAGGAGGAGGAAGAGGAGCGGGAGAGACUACGACAGGAGUUCCUCGAAGAGGAACGUCGUAAGGCAGUUGCCGAGGAGGAGAAAAGGAAGAAGGAGGCCGCAAUGAAGGCCGCCGCUGUGGAAGAGUGGAAAAUGGAGCAGGCGCGUAUUGCGCAGAGAGAGCGCGAGGAAGCACUGAAGAAGGACCGGGAAUUCCGUGAACGUCUCCGGCUCGAGUUCGGUUACACCGAGGAAGAAAUCGAUGAGAUCCUCAAGAAGAAAGAGAAAGCCAAGAAAGAAAAGGAGAAGGAGCCGAAGAAGAAAGAGCACAAAGAAAUCGAAUUGAAGGAGGACAUUGUUGAAGAAAAGACGACCUGGAUCAAGGUCCACCGCAGGCAUCUCAUGCCCGAGACUCUUCUUGCUUACAACUUGCCCUGGGACUGGGAUGAGCGCGACAGCAAUUACAUUAUCAUCAAGCGCUGGAUCACCGAAGACUUCCAGGAAGAGCUCUUCGCUCACACCCGCCGCCUCCGUGAGGGCAAGCUAGUUGCGCAGACCUCCAGCUCGACAACCGAGCUGAAGAUCAACGACCGCAACAAGGACAGAAUGUAUCUGGUGCGAAAGAAGAGCCCCAGCCGUCGACUUCGCAUCUUUGCUUAA
This is a messenger RNA of Penicillium diatomitis, 1650 nucleotides long. RefSeq lists its product as uncharacterized. Bases 1 to 1650 code for a protein of 549 amino acids. Lineage: Eukaryota; Fungi; Ascomycota; Eurotiomycetes; Eurotiales; Aspergillaceae. The transcript has 3 exons. The record is from RefSeq and is a predicted model, not a curated record.